AUACAUAGAAAAUGAUAUUGUGGGAAGUAAACAGAGCAUGAGUGGUAAGAACAGAGCCGUAGCACACAACAAUGGUGCUGGGAACAGCAGCAUGGAGAAACGUGCGUAUUCUCCGAACUAGUUUUAGUUUGAGUUUGAGUUUCUCCACCACUCAUUACAGGAAACAAAUUUCACUCGCCAAUCUCUUCAAAAUGUACGGUUUUCCCACUUCCCACAUUCUCACCUUUCUCUCUCAAAAUCCCUUUCUCUUCAAUUACGAUCUUGCCCACUUACACAAAUCACUCGCCACUCUCUUUUCCUUCAGAAUUCCCCAGAAGAAUCUUGUUUCCCUCAUACGCGACUGCCCCGGAGUGUUGGAAUACCAAUUCCUCAGGAAUUGGGAAUUGGGUUUCUCGGAAUUGAAAUCACGGGUUCCGAGCCAUUCCCCUUUGAUGCUCGUGAACUUGUUGCAAUGUUCUAGGAGGUUUCAGUUAGACCCAGUGGAGAUUUCCAGGAAAGUUGAGAUCUUGAAGGGUUUAGGGUUUUCUGGUGCCGUCAUGGCUAGGGUUUUGGAGGGUUUCCCCAGUGUGGUUGUGAUGAGUGAGAGGGAAAUUGUUUGUGUGAUUGAGUUUCUUGUAGAGUUUGGGGUCCCCAGUGAUGAGGUUGAUCGAGUUGUUGGGAUGUAUCCUAGGGUUUUGGGAUUUGGGGUUGAAGACAGGUUGAAGCCCUUGAUUCAGGAAUUGAAGGGUUUGGGGUUUUCAGGGCGUGAGGUUAGAAAAGAGAUUGUCAGGGAACCUAGGAUUCUGGGAAUGGAGAUUGGGGAAUUUUCGCGGUGUUUGAAGUUGCUGGAGAGUUUAAAAUGCAGAGAAGCAAUCAAAGAGAGGAUUUUUGGAGAGGGUUUAUUCAGGGCUUGUUUUGAAGUGAAACUGAGAGUGGAUUGUUUGUGUGGUCAUGGUUUGAUUCGUAGAGAUGCUUUUAAGGUGUUGUGGAAAGAACCAAGGUUGAUUGCUUAUGAUGUGGAGGAUAUUGAGAAGAAGAUUGAGUUUUUGGUGCACAGGAUGAAAUAUGGUGUUGAUUGUUUGCUUGAUGUUCCUGAAUACUUGGGUGUGAAUUUUGAAAAACAGAUUGUUCCUAGAUACAAUGUGAUGGAGUAUUUGAAAGCAAAAGGUGCAAUUGGUCUUGAGGUUGGAUUGAAGGACAUGAUCAAGCCCACUAGGCUUAGAUUUUACAAUCUUUACGUCAAGCCCUAUCCAGAGUGUGAAAAAAUAUAUGGAAGAUUUUCAGGAAAUGUUGAAGUUAAAAUUAAGCAUCCAGCUGGACUUUGGAAACUCUUUAAACCACAGAAGUUCCCUGAAACUGAUGAAGAUGUGAAGAACAUGAAGUCCUUCAUGGAAUCAUUGGUGUAGUAGAGGGUACUCUGAUCUAUGUAUGUUGUUGGUUGGAUGCAUAGUCGAUGAGCUGUCCUGCUUUGUAUUAAUAUUUGAUAAUUUAACAACUAUGAUUCUUUGAUUUGUUUAUGAAAUCAACCAGUGUAGGAA
Molecule: messenger RNA, 1517 nt
Organism: Gastrolobium bilobum
Lineage: Eukaryota; Viridiplantae; Streptophyta; Magnoliopsida; Fabales; Fabaceae
Product: transcription termination factor MTERF15, mitochondrial
Exons: 1
Coding region: 72-1385 (437 amino acids)
Biological process (GO): regulation of DNA-templated transcription
Molecular function (GO): double-stranded DNA binding
Source: RefSeq, a predicted model, not a curated record